This is a messenger RNA of Sebastes umbrosus (honeycomb rockfish), 4628 nucleotides long. RefSeq names its product dopamine receptor D1b (gene drd1b). Lineage: Eukaryota; Metazoa; Chordata; Actinopteri; Perciformes; Sebastidae. Gene Ontology annotation, cellular component: plasma membrane. The record is from RefSeq and is a predicted model, not a curated record. The coding region runs from base 1365 to 2747 and encodes 460 amino acids. Gene Ontology annotation, molecular function: G protein-coupled receptor activity; dopamine neurotransmitter receptor activity, coupled via Gs. The transcript has a single exon. Gene Ontology annotation, biological process: G protein-coupled dopamine receptor signaling pathway; vasodilation; adenylate cyclase-activating adrenergic receptor signaling pathway.
CCCGGCUCUUGGAGAGACCAGAGUCAUUCCCAUCACCAGUCAGACCGCAGACACAUCACAGGGUAACUGAAUGUUGCACAACAAGAGGAUGACCCUAAAAAAAGAGAAGGAUUGAUAUAUAAAAAGAAACAGACAAACACCUGAGGACCGUUGCAACAUGGAGGAGUGCGCAGAGAGGGUGAGCUCCUUCACCUUCACUUGGUACCAAGAUACAAGUUGGAUGUACGCAGAAGAAAUGUGGAUUUUGCGGGACUGAUUUUUUUUUUUUUUUCUUCUUUUUUAAUUAUUAUUCCUUUCAAUUUGAGUUUUUUUUUUUUUUUUUAAAUUUUGGAUCUGGUGCUGUUCCAGAGAGGAGCGCACACUAUCUUUAACUGCGCCUCUUGCCUCACUAACCCAUGCAGGGAUCGCACUGCCAGAGACACUUUUAGGUGGGUGGCACCAAAUAACUCUUGAAUGUUUUGGAAAGCUGAGCUGUCGUUUUGCUGCGUGCACACAAAUGGUUCACGCGAACUAAAGCAAAAGGAGAAAAAAAAAGAAGAAAAAAGGACCUUGCAUCUGGAUUACAGCCUUGGACAUGUCAGCAUAAAAAAAGAUGUCGAAAUGGACUUUUGAAUGAUUUCCUUUUUUUUUUGGCUCAACACUCAGGUGCAAAUCUGGUGCCAUGUAGGAAACAGGGAGAUGCAUUUAAAGAAAUAAAAAAAAAAAAUACUAAUAAAACACCUAGUAGCUGUGGGUGGAUGCGCGUCGAUAACAGGCAACACCACGGACACGCCUAGAGGAUCAUUAAACAAAUCAGAUAAACGCAGCGCGAAAAACCAUCAAUAGAAGUUAUUGAUGAGGUGGUAUAUAAGGCUAAUGAUCGGCCGAGCCUCUGUUUACUCAACAGCUCUGCAACAAUAUGGUGUGAAACUUUCCUGCAGACCAGAAAAGGGACUUUUUUUUAACACAAUUGUCACUGCUGCUUUACACUAUUUGGUGACUACACAGUGCUGAUUGGAGACAUAACUGCCAACAACAGCUGGAAUAUCCCUCCUCCUCCUUCAAACUAGAAUGUCUGCCGCCUGUGCUGCUGCUGCAGGAAUUUAUGAACCAGGCAUCUUUUGGGAGACAGUUUUCUUUCUGAAAUAUUUAUAGCAGCUCUCGUGCAAGGAUGGUGGUUGUGACAAAGAGCCUAUGGAUGACCCAGUCUGUGGGAGAGCUGGUGCCGAGACAGUUGACCUCUCCACCAGCUACGCCGUCCGUCUGAAACUCCUCUCCGGAGAGGCACAGCCGCUGCAGGCUGGGGAUGUGAUGGGGUGACUGCUAAGACACCCCCCAUCACCCACUCCCCCUAUCUCACUUUACUAGCAGUGCAACAUAAAACAAUGGAUCAGAAUUUCUCAACGGUUCGAGAUGGAAAGCAGCUGCUGCCGGAGCGAGACUCGUCCAAACGCGUGCUGACGGGAUGCUUCCUCUCCCUCCUCAUCUUCACCACGCUGCUAGGCAACACGCUCGUGUGCGCCGCCGUCACCAAGUUCCGGCACCUGAGGUCGAAGGUCACCAACUUCUUCGUCAUCUCGCUGGCCAUCUCGGACCUCCUGGUGGCCAUCUUGGUCAUGCCGUGGAAGGCGGCGACCGAGAUCGUGGGGUUCUGGCCUUUCGGCGCCUUCUGCAACGUGUGGGUGGCGUUCGACAUCAUGUGCUCCACCGCUUCCAUCUUGAACCUGUGUGUGAUUAGUGUAGACCGUUACUGGGCCAUCUCGAGCCCGUUCCGCUACGAACGCAAGAUGACCCCGAAAGUGGCUUGUCUGAUGAUCAGCGUGGCGUGGACCCUGUCAGUCCUCAUCUCUUUCAUUCCUGUUCAGCUCAACUGGCACAAAGCUCAGACCACCAGCUACGCUGAGCUAAACGGGACGUACAUCGGCGACCUGACCCCUGACAACUGCGACUCCAGCCUUAACAGGACCUACGCCAUCUCCUCCUCCCUCAUCAGCUUCUACAUCCCCGUGGCUAUCAUGAUCGUCAUCUACACCCGGAUCUACCGCAUCGCCCAAAAACAGAUACGGAGAAUAUCCGCCCUGGAGCGGGCGGCGGAGAGUGCCAAAAACCGCCACAGCAGCAUGGGGAAUAGUUCGAGCAUAGAGUGCGAGAGCUCAUUCAAAAUGUCGUUCAAGCGAGAAACCAAAGUGUUAAAGACGCUCUCGGUCAUCAUGGGAGUGUUUGUGUGCUGCUGGUUGCCCUUCUUCAUCCUGAACUGCAUGGUUCCGUUCUGCGAGCCCAACUUGCCGGACGGCGCCACGGACUUCCCCUGCAUCAGCUCCACCACCUUCGACGUGUUCGUGUGGUUUGGCUGGGCGAACUCCUCGCUCAACCCCAUCAUCUAUGCCUUCAACGCCGACUUCCGCAAGGCCUUCUCCAUCCUCCUGGGCUGCCACCGGCUGUGCCCGGGGAGCAACGCCAUCGAGAUCGUCAGCAUCAACAACAACAUGGGCGCCCCUACCUCGAACCCCAACUGUCAGUAUCAGCCCAAGAGUCACAUCCCGAAGGAGGGCAACCAUUUGGCCAGCUACGUGAUCCCCCACAGCAUCCUGUGUCAGGAGGAGGAGUUACAGAAGAAGGACGGCGAGGUCGAGGUGGGCAUGGUAAACAACGCCCUGGAGAAACUCUCCCCGGCCAUUUCUGGGAAUUUAGACAGCGAUACUGAGGUCACGCUGGAAAAGAUCAAUCCCAUAACACAGAACGGACAGCAUAAAAACGUGUCAUGUUGAGAGAAAGAUGGAUUCGGAGUACACCGAGGCAUGUAUGUACGCACAAAGGGAAGAGAAGCUUACACAGGAGGACAGAACCUGACAGGGAAAACAGUGAGUGGGAUAUACAGGACUUUAAGACUGUCAACAAAAAUCGACACGGAAAAAACCUACAGAAUGUUUUAAAGUAAAGGCACUUUAUCCUGGAUAUAACUAUCUGCAAAAUACUCUCAGCAUUUAUUGAUGAAAUUGACACAUUUGAUGAUAAAUGUUGAUAAAUGUGAAUAUUAAAGCAGAACACUAUAGCUUCGUGCACAUGUAUACAUUUUUCUGUUUACAAAGAUGUAUACAUCUGCAUGUGUAUACUGUACAGUACAGACACAAUCCUGGAAGGAAGGACUUAAACAAAGUAUAUACAGUGGAGGAAGAUGUAGUAAACUAUUAGCAAAAUGUCUCGUAGGUAGGUGCUUUGUGUGUGUUUCAUGGACGAGAGAGAGAGCAAUGUGGGUAAAUUGGUUUUUCGGAAAUUAGUUGUUUAUUGCAGUUAUUUCUCUUCAGUACAUUUCUAAUGACAAUUUUAUUGCGAGAUCAAAACACCUCAGACACCAAAGUAACAAUAUUCUGAUCAAUCUAAACUAGGCAGAUAAUGGAGUUCAGUACCGUAAGCCAAGUCAUAUAUUUAUAAAUAUUUCAUUUUUACACCCCCCCCCCUAUGUUAUCUCGCAGUAUCUCCAGAUUAGAAAAAGUCACUCCUGGUUUACUUUCCUUCCCUUGUACCCUGUUCUAACCCAUCCUCAGUCAUGCCCUCCGGGGACCGAUCAGACCGGCUCCUCCUGAAGUUUCCUCCGUUUCUUCUCCCUACUUCCUGUUUUCAUUAGCUUCGUCUCCGCUCUCUGCCGCUCUUCAGCAAACCCUCCCUAGGGCCCUACAGUCUCCUCUCCUUUCCUUUUUCCUGCUCCCCUUUCCUCAGUCAGCAAAGUCCCUUCUUCCCUCGCGCUGCCCUUAUUUCUUCUCUUUUCUCUACCUUCCCCACCGUUCCCUCAGUCAGCACGGUCCUUUACACCUGCACCUUCCUUUUAUGUUUGUCUUUCUCCGUCUGCCUCCUCAUCAUCUCCUCUGGCAGCCCUCCAUUUUAAGUCUUUACUCUGCCCCACUUAAAGUGGUACUUAUUAUUCUAUUUUUGGCCAUAAUUUAAAAAGAAUGUAAAUCUGUAAACUAAAAUUUCCGCAUUUGGACAGAGGAGGCAGCAGCAGCAGCAGAGUUCAUUCAUCUGUAAUGCAAGUGACACUUAGUGACCUUUUGCAAACUUGCAGAUAUCUGAUUUAGUAAAUUGCUCAUGCUGGGAGCCAUGCUGUGCUGUAGUGGCGAUGUGGAGCACGCAGUGUGACAGUCGCUCUGUUUACAGGGGUGGAGUCCAAGACAAACCACCACGGUGAGGUUUACCUUCAAGAUAUCCAACAUUGGUUUUAUUGCCACUCCUCUCCCAGUCAAAAAAGAAAUACAAUUACAAUUUAGGGGGUUGAGGUUAGUAAGAAUAAAGUCUUUUACAAAAGGCAAAUUUGAGUAAAUUAGUUCCUAUUAUGAAAUUAUUUUAUAGCAUAGAUUAGCUCAAAAACUACAUUUAAAACAUAUUAUUAAUAGUGCUCAAACAAGCCUUUUGAAAUUGUCAUGUUUGUAAUUAGCCCCACUUUUCGCACUGAUUUGCAUUUUACCGUUCAUUUACAAAAGGUAGUUUCACAUUCAAGGUUGAGUUUGAGAUUAAAGUGAGACUAUGUAACAUUUGCUUAAAGGAACAGUGUGUAACACACAUUUCUAUUAGCAGAAAUGUAAUAUAAUAUUCAUAACUAUGUUUUCGUUAGUGUAUAAUCACCUGAAACUAAGAACCGUUGUGUUUUCGUUAGC